UCAGACUACCAUUCUCUUAGCGUUUGAAUUUCCAAGUUUUAAUUCUUAAAAUAAAAUUUAAAAAAAAAAAAAAAAGAUUCGCAGAGGCCAGAAACACGAUGAGCGUGAACAUAACCUCCAUCAAAAUCGCCUCCAAUGGCGUCUGGCAAGGCGACAACCCCCUCCACUUCGCUUUCCCUCUCUUAAUCCUUCAGUCCGUCCUCAUUCUCCUCCUCUCCCGCCUCCUCGCCCUCCUCCUCAAACCUCUCCGGCAGCCCAAAGUCAUCGCCGAAAUCGUCGGUGGGAUUCUUCUGGGUCCGUCGGCGCUCGGCCGAAACAAAGCUUAUUUGCACCGGAUUUUCCCUCAAUGGAGCACUCCGAUUCUCGAAUCCGUUGCCAGCAUCGGUUUAUUGUUCUUCCUGUUCCUCGUUGGACUCGAACUCGAUUUGUCCUCCAUUCGUCGCAGCGGUCGGAGGGCUUUCGGAAUCGCCCUCGCCGGAAUCUCUGUCCCUUUCCUCUCCGGUAUCGGAGUAGCCUUCAUCCUCCGUAAAACCGUAGACGGCGUUGACAAAGUCGGCUAUGGUCAAUUCAUUGUAUUCAUGGGUGUCGCCUUGUCCAUCACUGCCUUCCCUGUUCUUGCUCGCAUUUUAGCUGAGCUUAAGCUCCUCACUACCCAAGUCGGCGAAACCGCCAUGGCUGCUGCUGCGUUUAACGACAUCGCCGCUUGGAUUCUCCUCGCACUUGCGGUGGCUCUCGCCGGUAACGGCGAAGGUGGGGCCCAAAAGAGUCCGUUGGUGUCAGUGUGGGUCCUACUUUCCGGAGGUGCGUAUGUCGUUUUCAUGAUGGUGGUUAUUCGUCCCGGAAUGAAAUGGGUUGUGCGGCGGUGUUCGUACGAGCACGAUGCUCUGGGCGACGCGUAUAUCUGUUUGACGUUAGUGGGGGUGUUGGUGUCGGGAUUCGUGACGGAUUUGAUCGGAAUUCAUUCGAUUUUUGGGGGUUUUGUGUUUGGAUUGGCGAUUCCGAAAGGGGGAAGGUUUGCGGAGAGAUUGAUUGAGAGGAUUGAAGAUUUUGUGUCGGGUCUUCUUCUUCCUCUGUAUUUUGCUUCCAGUGGGUUGAAGACGGAUGUGGCUAAGAUUAAAGGGGGCAGAGCGUGGGGGCUGCUGGCGUUAGUUAUCUCCACUGCGUGCGCCGGUAAGAUUCUGGCGACAUUUGUGGCGGCGAUGGCGUUUCUGAUCCCGGCGAGAGAGGCGUUGGCGUUGGGGCUUCUUAUGAACACUAAAGGCUUGGUUGAAUUGAUUGUUCUCAAUAUUGGCAAAGAGAAAAAGGUUUUGAACGACGAAAUCUUCGCCAUUUUAGUGUUAAUGGCACUGUUCACAACAUUCAUCACUACCCCCACCGUGAUGGCGGUUUACAAGCCAGCCCGCGGCGGCUCCACCCCACGAACCCACCGGAAACUCCACGACCUGUCGGGCGACGACGAGCUUCGGAUCCUAGCCUGUCUCCACAGCUCUGGCAACGUGCCGUCCCUCAUGGGUCUGACCGAAGCGACUCGCAGCACAAAAAACUCAUCCCUCAAACUCUUCGUGAUGCAUCUGGUCGAGCUCACCGAGCGGUCUUCGUCCAUCAUGAUGGUCCAACGCGCCCGCAAAAACGGCUUUCCUUUCUUUGCCAGGUUCCGGAAGGCCGGUGAGUGGCGCGACCAGAUGGCUGCUGCCUUUCAGGCCUACAGCCAACUGGGUCGGGUUAAGGUCCGCCCCACUACGGCCGUCUCUUCCUUGGCCACUAUGCAUGAGGAUAUCUGCCACGUGGCGAACGAGAAGAGGGUCACGAUGAUCAUCUUGCCAUUCCAUCGGAAUUGGAGGGUGUUUGACGGCGACGGCAAGGAAGAGGAGGAGAAUGUGGGCCAUGGCUGGAGAGUUGUGAACCAACGGGUUCUGAAGAAUGCGCCUUGCUCCGUGGCGGUUCUUGUGGACCGUGGAUUUGGGGCCAAUACGGUUCAUACGCCUGGGCCUGGGCUCAUGGUUGGUGUGGCCCAAAGGAUUUGUAUCGUGUUUUUUGGUGGGCCCGAUGACCGGGAGGCGCUGGAGUUGGGUGGCCUGAUGGCGGAGCAUCCGGCGGUGAAGGUCACGGUGGUAAGGUUCCGGCCGUCGCCAUCGAAUGGGUUUGAGGGUAGCAACUUCAUUUUACGCCCCAUGCACUCCAAAUCUGGCGACAACCGUUAUAGCUUCUCCACAGAUCCAAUCAACCGGGAAAAAGAAAAGGAGUUAGAUAAUGUAGCACUGACGGAAUUCAGAAGCAAAUGGGAUGCAACAGUUGAGUACACAGAGAAGGAGGCCAGCAACACGAACAUGAUAGUCGAAGGGGUGGUGGGCAUUGGAAAGGAAGGUGGUUAUGACCUAGUCGUGGUCGGGAAGGGUCGGGUUCCCUCCAGCAUGGUGGUGAAACUAGCGGACCGACCAGCAGAGCACGCAGAGUUGGGGCCAGUAGGGGACAUACUAGCCAGCUCGAGUAGGGGAAUAGUAUCAUCAAUACUAGUAAUUCAACAACAUGGAGGAGGUGGUCAUGCAGAAGAAGCUCUGGUUUUGAAGAUAGCAGAAUCGAGUAAGAACGAACAGCCCUUGGCAAUCGAUGGGGCUUCAACUAAUGUAUAAUAUCACAAGUGUCUUCAACUUUAUUACAUUAUAAUUGGUAGUUAACUGUAUCAGUUUACUCUCCAUUUCAUAGAAAAGAUAACAUAUUAUUAUUUCAAUUUC
Cucurbita moschata (crookneck pumpkin) is the source of this 2732-nucleotide messenger RNA. Its product is annotated as cation/H(+) antiporter 20-like. Gene Ontology annotation, biological process: regulation of pH; proton transmembrane transport. Gene Ontology annotation, cellular component: membrane; endomembrane system. The record is from RefSeq and is a predicted model, not a curated record. Bases 99 to 2630 code for a protein of 843 amino acids. NCBI's taxonomy places the organism in Eukaryota, Viridiplantae, Streptophyta, Magnoliopsida, Cucurbitales, Cucurbitaceae. Gene Ontology annotation, molecular function: antiporter activity. The transcript has 4 exons.